Molecule: messenger RNA, 1434 nt
Organism: Pogona vitticeps (central bearded dragon)
Lineage: Eukaryota; Metazoa; Chordata; Lepidosauria; Squamata; Agamidae
Source: RefSeq, a predicted model, not a curated record
CCUGCUUGAAGACCACAUCUGCCUGCUAUGCUGCCAGACUGCUGUAUAUAUUUGCUGGAAAUACACUAUGCUGAAGGAAAUGCUGCUGGACUGCGUGUGAAUUAUUCCUGGACUGCCUGAACCGCCAAAUACUCUGCUAAACUGUGAUUUCUGCUGAGAAAACUGACACGUAAUUGUGGCAGCUCUCCUGUUUGUCAGAAAAUAGGACGUGCGAAUCACGUUGCUGAAGCGGAACUUCAGAGAAUGCCUGUUAUUUCCAAACCUUUGAAAUAAACCGAGUUGGGACGUUGUGGGACCUUUCCCACCCAGUGAGACUGUGUUUUCUCCUUCCCGCUUCCAGUGGCCUUUGAGGAGGUGACCCCGUAUUGCCCCCAACUCAGAGGGUGGGAUCUUCUGGAUCGAGGCUUGAGAUCUCUGCACCAGGAUCUCCUACUGGAAACGAGGUCUUCCAGGUAAGGAUCCCGUUGUCUCCUGGGCUGAGACUGUGAAGGAUGAUGGUUGGAAAAGAUUUCUGGGAACGACGUCUCUGCAGAAUGGGGUGAGAUGAUUUGAUGCUCUCCCAGUUUUCUCUGGACAAAAAGAGAAACCCAAAGCCCCCCCUAAAGCAGCUUGGACCUCAAUCUUUCUAAUUAAAGGGUGUCGACAGAGGUCAGCGGGUGGCAGCGAGAUAAAGGACGUGUGAGCUCUGUGUUGGGUGAAACAAGCAGGGGCCAUGAGGUUUCACUGUGCCUGGAGGUUUGUAGCACCACCACCAUCGCUAUGGCAACCCGCGUUCCAGUUUAUGUAUUUUUCGCAUUACGUAAUGUCCUGGAGGACACAUUGGUUUUGUAACCCGAGAUGAUGAAGAACAGGAGAGGAAGAAUUGCCCAGCAACAUCUGGGGCAACCUGGGCAGGAACUCAUGAUCAAGCAAGAAAACAGAGAACUGAAAAUAGGAAUGACCAGGCAUGGACUUCACAUGAAAGGAAUAAAGCAGGGGAGAAACCACGUAAACGCAUGUCACCUCAGUAGGCAUCAAAGAACACAUGAAGGCGAGAAACUGUAUGCAGGGGAGAAUAUGUAUCCAUGUAUGGAAUGUGGAAAGAGCUUCAGUCAGAGUAGUCAGCUUAGGGUACAUCAAAGGACCCACACUGGGGAGAAACCACAUAAAUGCAUGGAAUGUGGAAAGAGCUUUAGUCAUAGUUCUGCCCUUAAGUUUCAUCAAAGGACUCACACUGGGGAGAAACCACAUGAAUGCAUGGAAUGUGGAAAGAGCUUUACACUCUCCAGUUCGGAGCUGAUGGUCCUUGUCUCAGCGUUGACAUUGAGGUCCCUGAGGUUUAUUGUCCUGGGAGAUUCUAAUGUUCUUGCCAAGGCUGAGGCCACAGGAGCAGCUCUUGAGUUCUUGGAAACCAUGGCUUCCUUGGAUGUGUCCCAACAUGUGAAGGGCUCGUGA